AAAAGUACUGAUUUUCAAGAAAAUUUAGUGAUUUCGAAAGGUUUUUUUUUUUGAAAGGUUAUACUGUUCUCUCUCCCACUAUUUUCCUCGACUGUUUACUCACUCUCACAUUCGUUUUUGAUCUCUCUCUUGGUCAUAUUCAACUAGCGGAGAGACACGCAUGCCUUGCUUUUUCUAGUUUCCUGCGGUGUGCUGAAAUAUCUUAAGAAACUCAUGACUUGGCAAUUAAAACAGAGUUGCAAUUCUCUGCAGGAAUCCCUAAGAAACUCAUGACUUGACAAUAAAAAGAGAGUUGCAAUCCUCUGCAGGAAUCUCUCAUGGGUGAUGGAGUGGAACCUUCAGGUGUCGGGAAUCAGUUGGUUGUGGUUCUCGUGGGCGCACCAGGCAGUGGCAAAACGACCUUCUGCAACAAUCUCAUGGAAACUUCAAAUCGGCCAUGGAUUCGUGUAUGCCAGAGGGACCCCAAGGACAGGCACUUUUGUGGAAACGGGAACUCUCUCUUCUGCACAUGUGCAUAGCUCCUUUUAGUGUAUCAAGAUUGAAAAGAGCAGCUUCCAAUUUGUGAUGGCGAUGCACAUGCCAUGAGAUGGCUCAAGGACACAAUUGCAAAUGGAAAAGCGGGGACCAAAGCCCAAUGUCUAAAAAAAGCAACUGAAGCCUUAAAGGAUGGCAUAAAUGUUCUUAUUGAUAGAUGCAAUCUAGAAAGAGAACAAAGAGACGAGUUUUUAAAGCUCUAUGGGCCAAAAGUUGAUGUGCAUGCUGUGGUUCUUGAUCUGCCAGCGUCACUUUGCAUUUCAAGAUCAGUGAAGCGUACCGGACAUGAAGGAGGCUUACAAGGAGGAAGGGCAGCAGCUGUUGUUAAUCGUAUGCUAAAAUAUAAAGAUGUGCCAAAGCUCAGUGAAGGGUUCUCUCGAAUUACAUUUUGCCAAAAUGAAAAGGAUGUUGAGAAUGCACUAAGUACAUAUGGAUCAUUGGGACUGUCUGACAGUCUUUUGCAUGGGUGUUUUGGACAAAGAAAUGCAGAGUCUAAAGUUCAACUUGGCAUUAUGAAGUUCCUAAAGAAAGCAGAGGCCCCAAUAAAUAGUCAAGAAAAUGCUACACAAAAACAUUCUCUUACUACUGACCCAGAGAAGCCAAUUUUGUUAAAGGGUGAUGAGAAUGUGGAUGUUACUAAUAACAAAGGAUUUUUGAGAUUUGUGCCUUCCAUGGAUGGUGUUCCACAAAAUCGAGAAAGUGUUGGGAAGGAAGUUUGUCAUACUAGUGAACUUGAUAAUCCAAAUUCAUCAGUGGGAAAUGUGAAUAUGGAUGUUACUGAUAACGAAGGCUUGUUGGAAUAUGCUCCUUCCAUGGAUGAUGCUACUCAAAGUAAAGAAAGUGGUGGAAAAGAAAUUUGUCAUACCCAUGAACUUGAGGAGCCCAUUUCAUCUGUGAGAGAUGUAGACAUGAGCACCAUCAAUAACAAAGGCUUGAUGGAAUUUGCUUCUAUGGAUUUUGUUACCCAAAAUGAUGCUUUCUAUACUCUAGUUUUCCCAUCAAUUUCAACAUCUGAUUUUCAAUUUAACAAAGAAAAGGCAUCUGGUAUAAUUGUAGAAGAAGUCUCUAAGUUCUUGGAUUGGGCAGAAAACGUGAGACUAGUUCUUGUAGACUUGACAAAAACAUCCACUAUAUUGUCGAUGGUUGAGUCCAAAGCAGUGGAGAAAGGAAUUGAUCCAAAGAAGUUCUUCACAUUUGUCGGGGACAUAACUCGACUCUGCACUGAUGGAGGUUUGCAGUGCAAUGUGAUUGCCAAUGCUGCCAAUUGGCGCUUGAGGCCUGGAGGAGGUGGUGUUAAUGCGGCUAUAUUCAGUGCAGCGGGUAAAGAAUUUGAGAUUGCAACAAAGGAAAGUGCUACUAGUCUCAACCCUGGUGAAGCCAUUGCUGUUCCUCUCCCCCACAAUUCUCCUCUAUACAAAAGAGAGGGCAUGACUUACGUGAUACAUGUUCUUGGCCCGAAUAUGAACCCACAAAGACCAAACUACCUUAACAAUGAUUAUGUAGAAGGAUGCAGAGUUCUUUGUAAGACUUACUCAUCACUUUUUAAGUGUUUUGCUUCUUUAAUAAAGACCCAAAAAUUGCAAAUUCGCAGCAGCGAUCUUAUCAAGCGAGAAACUUUAGAAUCUUCAAAUGGCACUGGAAAGAUUCCUCUUGAUCAGUUUCUUCAGGCCUCUAACAGUCAUAAACAGAGAGCUAAGAGGGAGAGCUGUUGUGAAACUGAGAGUAAUAAAAAAUGCAAGGGAGUUCCUUCUUCUGGAUUUGUUUUGGUGAACGGUGGUUUACAUAUUAAGGUUCCUGAAAAUAGUAACCAUGGUAGGAGUCAUCACACCAUAUCUGGAUUAAGUGAGAAUAUUGGAAGCCCAUCCAGAUCCAUGGCAGAGGAAAACAAGGAGCAUAAGACUAGUAAGAAUGAUAGGGUUGCAAAGGCUUGGAGCUCAUGGGCACAGACUCUGCACCAGAUUGCCAUGCACCCAGAAAGGCACAAGAAUAGUGUUUUAGAGAGUUCAGACUCGAAUGUUGUAAUAAAUGACCUUUAUCCUAAGGCCCAAAAGCACUUGUUGGUACUUGUGAGACUUGAUGGACUAGAUGGCCUUGCAGAUGUUCGUAAAGAAAACCUUCAUUUGUUGAGGGAUAUGCACUCUGUGGGACUUAAGUGGGUCCAAAAUUUUUGGCAUGAUGAUGCAUCUUUGGUUUUUCGUCUUGGUUAUCACUCGGCUCCUUCAAUGCGGCAGCUUCACCUUCAUGUUAUUAGCCAAGAUUUUGAUUCCCCUCACCUGAAAAACAAGAAACAUUGGAAUUCAUUCAACACGAUCUUCUUUAGGGAUUCCGGUGAUGUGAUUGAAGAGGUCGAUAAGAAUGGAAGGGCAGCAUUGUAUGAGGCUGAGAGCAUCUUAUCAAUGGAAUUGCGUUGCCACCGUUGCAAGAGUGCUCACCCUAAUGUCCCUUGCCUCAAAUCUCACAUUCGGGGAUGUCGUGCUCCUUUUCCUGCAUCCCUUAUUAAUCAGGGCCUUUUGAUCACAACCCCAAUGGUGGCAAGAAAGGAAGAAACAGGAUAAGGAUAUCUUGUGGUUCCUUUUGUCAUGUAUGUACAUAAAGUCUUUUUGUUACUAUAAUUUGCUACGAGUUUUGUAAUGAAACCAAUGUUCAUCAAGAUGUGCAGGAGGGCACCAACAUGGAAAUAUAGGAAGUGGGAGACAAGGAAGAGGCAAGAAGAAGAAAGGGAGAGGACGAAGAAAGAAGCUAGAAAAGGAAGAAAGCAGAGAAAGAAGCUAGUGAAGCUAACGUUUCAAACGACCUAGAGGCCUAAAGGAGCGCUCUCUUCUCUCUCUACAUGGUUCCAGCCCCCUGCUUAACACACUCUCUCUCUGCAUGGUUCCCAGCUCCCUGCUCAACACAAACACACACACUCUCUCUCUCAUCUUAGGACAUUGAUUUGGUUUUUGAGAAUCCCAUACUUGGUAGUGCGUAUGCUUCGGAUAUUACCAGUACUUGAGAUCAGCUGAAAUUCAAUUGUUCGCUGCAUUGGCUUGUGGUUUCCUUUCAAUUUUCUGGUAUGGGGCUUUUCGUUUUGAUAUUUAGGGUAGGUUUUGGUGUUGAUCAGAAGCUGCCAUUUCUGUUCAUACUGAGUUUUCUUUGCUUUGGGUCUCUUUCUUUCUCA
Messenger RNA from Amborella trichopoda, 3691 nucleotides. The record is from RefSeq and is a predicted model, not a curated record. NCBI's taxonomy places the organism in Eukaryota, Viridiplantae, Streptophyta, Magnoliopsida, Amborellales, Amborellaceae.